ACCAAGAAAACUCAUUCGGGUUGCAUUUACCAAACGCAUUCCCAGCUCCGACACUUAAAGAACCAGCCAAAGUCCGCAAUUCCUUCUCUCUUCCCCCCGCUUACAUGCCGCCGCCGCCGCCUCGGCUAUCGUGACUCUCAAUACCCGAAUAGCAAAAUGGCGAAAUCACAUGGCAGCAAUGUUUCUCCUGCGCAACAGAAAGGAAGCAAGAAUGUUCAGACUGGACAUUCCCAGAAUAUGCUCACCUCAACCUUGACUAAAGGAAAUACAACAUAUGAUGAGUUUAAAUACGGAUUCCCAUCUGAUGGCUUAUCAACUGCAUCCAAUAAAUGGUGGGGAAGCAAUAGCCCCGAUGGUAAUGAAGGCCUCCGUGGGAAAGGAGCUAAGGCAGAGGAAGACAAAAAACCUCAGUCCGACAAAUUGGCAGAUGACAAUGCAAGUUCAAUAAUAGUGGACACAGAGAAACCCGAAAGUGGGAAAGAGGAGAACAUUAGUCCCCAAGGAACAGAUUUGUUGGUGUCUGUGAGAAGAAGAGCUGCGGAAGAAAACCAAAAAGCACUUGAGCUUGGUGCUUUCCGGGGUUAUGGCGCAAAGAAGCUAGGCAGAAGAGAGAGGAAACUGCUUCUCCGAAUAUUCAAAUCUUCGACUCCAAAACAAUGGAUACAUGACUCCUCUUAGAUUCGAGGUGGAUUGCUCUGGACGUUAUAGAUGAUAAUCCAAGUUAAGAGAAAUCGAAUUCCCAUUCAUCUGUUCGAGGUGGAUUCCUCUGGACAUUAUAGAUGAUAAUCCCAGUUAAGAUUACCUAGUUUUUAUUUUCGUUUUGUUUCUUUUCGGUUUUCUCAACAAGAUUGUACUUGACAAUUGACAGCCACAUUGAAUUCUGAAUCUGGACUUUGACUGUACUAAUAUGAUGACCUUGAGGCUUCGUUUUGGUGUUCAGGAUUGGAUUGAAUGAGAUAACUCACUGGAUUAGUAACGACAGAAACUUCUCCCUAAUAAUCCCACCAUGUUUUGGGGGAUUGGAAGAGAGGAGAUAAUUUUCUUUCAUGAUUAAUCCGUCUUUUACCUUCAACAGAACAUUACCCUAUCCAUUCUAGACACCAUACGAGGCCGGAAUUACGUAUGAACUACAUGGAUCAAUUCAAAAUCCUGCUUGCUUAGCUUAUGUUCUGUUGAUGGGGUUUAGACAGAUAACUUUGUGCUCAAGAACCCAACAGAGAUUUCUGCCUGAUAUCUAAGAGAGUACGUGGCGAAAUUCUGUUGGUUACAGGUCAGCAUAUCAAAUAUCCAAAACUGAUUUUCCUCACCUUUCUUUUUCUCCCUUUUUGGAGCAAACUUGUGGCUAUGCUGUCGUACCCAAAAAAAUCUGAGAAGUUAAAUCUUCACCAAUGAGAAAACAGACGAAGAUAUCACAUAAAACUCUAAGUAGACCUACUAGCUACUCUUUCGAACACAACAAGAAGCAUUCAGAAACCCUACAUUGUCAAAUGGCUUCUUCUGCAAUGGCUCUCACCUCCCCUUCCCUAGCUGGCCAAGCUGCAAGGGCCCAAUUACCCUCGACUUCUACCCUACUAGGUGAGGGCCCAAUUACCAUGCGCAAAACCGCAGCCAAGUCCAAAAAUGUAUCAGCCGGCAGCCAAUGGUACGGUCCAGACCGUGUCAAGUACUUGGGUGGUCCUUUCUCUGGUCAGUCCCCAUCUUACCUCACUGGAGAAUUCCCUGGUGAUUACGGUUGGGACACUGCCGGACUCUCUGCCGACCCUGAGACAUUUGCUAAGAACCGUGAGCUUGACGUCAUCCAUUCUAGAUGGGCAAUGCUCGGCGCUCUGGGCUGCAUUUUUCCAGAACUCCUAUCUAGCAACGGAGUCAAGUUCGGUGAGGCUGUUUGGUUCAAGGCGGGAGCCCAAAUUUUCAGCGAAGGCGGGCUAGACUACCUGGGGAAUCCAAGCUUAGUCCAUGCUCAAAGCAUUUUGGCAAUUUGGGCCACGCAAGUUAUCUUGAUGGGUGCAGUGGAGGGAUACAGAAUUGCAGGUGGACCUCUCGGUGAGGUGACAGACCCUUUGUACCCCGGCGGGAGCUUUGAUCCAUUAGGGCUUGCGGAAGAUCCAGAGGCUUUUGCUGAACUUAAGGUGAAGGAGCUAAAGAAUGGAAGAUUGGCCAUGUUCUCCAUGUUUGGAUUUUUUGUGCAAGCCAUUGUCACUGGAAAGGGACCAAUAGAGAACUUGGCCGACCACUUGGCUGACCCCGUUAACAACAAGGCUUGGUCAUAUGCAAACUUUGUUCCCGGAAAGUGAAGUUGAGAACGUGAGAGAACUGGCUCUACAGAUUGUGUCUGUAGGCAGCUCACAGCUGCCGUGAGUUGGGAUUUGUAUUUGUGUGAUUUUGUUCAUGUAAAUAUUGGUUGUGAAAGCAAUGGAAUAUUUCAACAAAACCCGACAUAUCCUUCAAGCAGGAAUCAAUCUUCUGGCCAACUUUGGUCUCUAGAAACCUGGUUUCUUUUUUCUGAAAAUAUGAUUUAGCCC
Messenger RNA from Pyrus x bretschneideri (Chinese white pear), 2522 nucleotides. RefSeq names its product chlorophyll a-b binding protein of LHCII type 1. Lineage: Eukaryota; Viridiplantae; Streptophyta; Magnoliopsida; Rosales; Rosaceae. Gene Ontology annotation, cellular component: chloroplast envelope; chloroplast thylakoid membrane; plastoglobule. Gene Ontology annotation, biological process: photosynthesis, light harvesting in photosystem I; response to light stimulus. The record is from RefSeq and is a predicted model, not a curated record.